AUGGAUCUUAUUGAAACGGACAUACAGCCAGUUGAAACAACUGUCUGCGGGUCAUUGUCGCCACUGAUAUCUCUGGAUUUUGAACCUGUUGGAAGAUGGUUUGAGGCCCACCAUCAUCGUGCUUACAGUCUUCACUCUCAGUCACAUCAUUCUUUAGACAGCUCUUCAACAGACUCGGAUGAGGCCGAGGAGGAAGAUCAGUUUGAUGAGGAAGAUGAGUCACUGCUUUUGCGAUUGGAUCCUAAAGAAUGGAAGAAACAAGACCACUAUGCUGUUCUGGGAUUGAGCAAACUUCGAUACAGAUCUUCAGAUGACCAGAUCAAGAGAGCUUAUAAACAGAAAGUUUUAACCCACCAUCCUGACAAAAGGAAAGCAAGAGGAAAAGCUGUGAAGGAAGGAGAUGAUGAUUACUUUACAUGCAUUACUAAAGCUUAUGAGAUUCUUGGGAACAAGCAGAAAAGAAUGUCUUUUGACAGUGUGGAUCCAGAAUUUGAUGAUGAUAUUCCGUCCGUUAACCAGAACUCUAGAGACAAUUUUUUUGCCGUCUUUCGUCCAGUCUUUGAAAGAAAUGCAAGGUGGUCAACUAAAAAGAGAGUCCCAAAACUUGGUGAUGAAAACACUUCAUUUGAUGAAGUUAAUAAUUUUUAUUCCUUUUGGUAUGAAUUUGAUUCUUGGAGAGAAUUUUCUUACAUGGAUGAAGAAGAGAAGGAAAAAGGAGAAAAUCGUGAGGAAAGGAGAUGGAUAGAGAAGCAAAACAAAGCUGCUCGCCAAAAACUAAAAAAAGAGGAAGUUGCCAGGUUACGUCAGUUGGUUGAUAAUGCAUAUGCAUGUGACCCUAGGAUUCAGAAAUUUAGAGAUGAGGAAAAAGAAAGAAGGAGUGCAGCAAAGAAAGCAAAACAAGAGAUUGCUAAACAGAGAGCUCUAGAGGAAGAAGAGAGACUACGGCAAAUAGAAAAUGAGGCCAAACAAAAGAAAGCAUUAGAAGAUGAAAUUGCAAGAACACAGGCUGCCAUUGCCAAGAAGGAGAAGGAUGCUUUCAAAAAACAGUUGAAAAAAGAAAGAAAGCAAUUUAGGACUUCUGUGAAGGACUUUGACUACUUUGCAACAAAUGAUGAAGAACGAGUGGCAGUUUUACAAGAUGUAGACCGGUUAGCAGAGCUUUUGUCUCUUGUCGACUUACAAACUCUAAAUCAGAAUCUGAGCCAAGGGGACAAAGAGCUAGCCAAAGCUGUGUUCAUGAGAAAGGUGAAAGACUUUAAUGAUCAGAUGGAAGAAGAAAAGAAGAAGCAGCUUGAGCUGACACAGCAGAAAUCUGGAGGAAUUACUACCAGCACAAAGAAAAUCUGGACAGAGACGGAAACACAGACUCUGAUAAAAGGAGUUAAUUUGUUUCCUGCAGGGACACAGGACAGAUGGGAGGUGAUUGCCAACUUUAUAGGCCAGCAUGUUGCAGGUAGUGACAAGAAUGCCAAGGAUGUUUUAUCUAAGGCAAAAGAGCUGCAGAAGAAUGAUAUGAGGUUGAAAGACGAUGUUAAACAGAAUGCAUUUGCCAAGUUUGAACAGAGCCACAAGGCAGCUAAAUCUGGGCACAUGGAAAGGCCUAGUGAAAGACUGGAGAGUGUUGGAGAGCAGCAGGUGAGAGAAGUAGGCACCAAUCAAGCUCCUUGGACAGCAGACGAGCAGAAGCUUCUGGAACAGGCUUUGAAAUCUUACCCUGCCAGUGAAGCCGACCGCUGGGACAAGAUUGCAUCGGGCAUCCCUUCCAGGAGUAAAAAAGACUGCAUGAAAAGAUACAAGGAACUCUGUGAGUUGGUGAAAGCCAAGAAACAGGCCCAGACAGCUGUUGCUGAAAACAAGAAAAAGUUGUGA
Messenger RNA from Candidula unifasciata, 1869 nucleotides. The record is from the annotation of a GenBank genome assembly. NCBI's taxonomy places the organism in Eukaryota, Metazoa, Mollusca, Gastropoda, Stylommatophora, Geomitridae.